Messenger RNA from Diceros bicornis minor, 838 nucleotides. RefSeq names its product adhesion G protein-coupled receptor E1-like. Gene Ontology annotation, molecular function: G protein-coupled receptor activity. The record is from RefSeq and is a predicted model, not a curated record. The coding region runs from base 103 to 555 and encodes 150 amino acids. The transcript is spliced from 3 exons. Gene Ontology annotation, biological process: adenylate cyclase-activating G protein-coupled receptor signaling pathway. Lineage: Eukaryota; Metazoa; Chordata; Mammalia; Perissodactyla; Rhinocerotidae. Gene Ontology annotation, cellular component: membrane.
UGGGUCCUUCUAGCCUUUCAUUACUAAUGAAAAUAUUGCAUUAAAUACAUGUGUCCACACAUCUUUGUGCCGAUGUGUAUCUGUAGGCCAAUAGCCUUUUAAAUGCCUAUAGGAUUCGAUUUCCCUACACCUAGGCUUGGAGGCUCCACCCCACGUUUAUUUCCAUCUAGGUGGUGGGUCACAUGGUGGCAGCCUCAGACCAUUCCUGGGAGUGUGUCCCAUGAGGACAACAGCCACCUCCCAGAACCUUAUCCUCUGCAAACCUUCUCCUCCAGGUUAUUGACAUUCAAGGCAUUUGCCCAGCUCUUCAUCUUGGGGAGCUCCCGGGUGUUGGGCAUUUUCCAGAUUGGACCCUUGGCUGGUAUCAUGGCCUACCUGUUCACCAUCAUCAACAGCCUGCAGGGGGCCUUCAUCUUCCUCAUUCACUGUCUGCUCAACCGCCGGGUACGGGAAGAUUACAGAAGAUGGAUUACCAGGAAGACCACACCCGGAUCCCAGUCCCAGACAUCAGGGGUCAUACUGACAUCCUUUGCCUUCACUUCCAAAACGGGUUAAAGCUCUUUCUUGCUUUCAAAUACGCUAUGAAGCAACAUUUGAGGACAGCAGGUGCCGGCAGGAGCUGACGCUGAAAUCUUCUCUUCAUGGCUUAAUGUGGAAUUGCAGAUCUCACCAGCCCCAGGACUCUCUGGGUGAUUCAGAGCACUGAUGGGUGGGGCGUUCUUCCCACGUUCCAUGCGCUGGUGAGAAACAAGACUUUCUGUUCCAGAUUAAGAUUUUAUCUUCUAUGUUCUGCAGCCCUUUGAAUUUCCAGAGUUUUGAGGAAAUAACAGAUCCUAGU